Molecule: messenger RNA, 874 nt
Organism: Wyeomyia smithii (pitcher-plant mosquito)
Lineage: Eukaryota; Metazoa; Arthropoda; Insecta; Diptera; Culicidae
Exons: 3
Coding region: 351-863 (170 amino acids)
Source: RefSeq, a predicted model, not a curated record
CCAGUAUGGAUGAUCGAGAAGAAGAAGUAGGCGAGUUUAGCGGAGACAACAGCGGCACCGUUUACAAAGCAUCCGUAGACGUUCGUUGAUCAUUUUGUAUGGUCUUUCAAAAACUCAACCUAACUUAAUAUUCGCUCAACACAGACGACUUCUGCCAGCACAUCGAGUAUAUCGGCGUUGACAAUUGACGGUUCAACGAACGAGCUACAACAGACCGUUUUCGGCUGCAAAAAGCCGCAGAGCUAGAACUGUCCAACGAGGGUCAGAAAUUUGUUACAGAUGUGGUUGCAAGAUACCAUAUCUGUAGCAAGCGAAAAACAUCUUCGCAGCAACUUGCCGAAUAUGCUUCUAUGAUAGUAGGCAUUUUUCGAAAAGAAAAUAAGGAUACUUACUACGUGGAAAGAAAAGGGAAUCCGGGCGGAAAACUUUACAGCCGCAUUAAUUACAUUAAACAAGCCGACCGCAAGAGGAAUAGGAGGGAAGAUACACGUCAGUCGGUGACUACCGAACUAGAAAACAUCGAACUACCGGAAGUGACGAACGCUAUAUCCUGGUUGCAACUGAAUCGUGCACCUUGGAACAGUGUGCUGGAUAACUUGCAAACCAGUUUUCCUGGCCGUCAAGAAUUACUUAAAAAUAAAAAAAAAGCGGCCAAGCUUUCAACGACGUAUCCACAUCUGGAGGACGAAUUUGGAUUUCCGCUGUUAGAUAUCGAUUAUCAACUACUCGGAUUUGGGGACCCAUCCGAAGGACAAGGAAAGUGGGCGCGUUUAAUAGAUCCAGUUAGAAAGUACAUCAGCACCUACGGAAAGGACAUUUCACUCUCAAUCUUAUUACCCGUUAUCCAUAACACCGACAAUUGACCAUACUUAAA